AUGAAAAAAACCAAAAAAUUAAUUAUUCCGCGGUCAAGUGAUUAUUCAGGUGGUGGUUUUGGUUUUACACUUCGUCAUUUUGUUAUUUAUCCACCAUCUGUUUCUGUUAAUGAUAUUUUACGGGCUUCGUACAGUGUGGUGAUCGAUGAACAUCAACAAAAGCAAUUGGAAGGUGGUGGGGGAGGAGGAGGAGGAGGAGGAACAACAUCAUCAUCAUCAAUAGUUUCUUCCGGUAUUUUAUCAUCAUCAUCGGGUAGUCGCAUCCAUCAUCAAGGAGAACAACAACGAUCGUCGUCAUCAUUAUCAUCUUCUACUAUAAAAACUGUCGGAAACGAUAAUAUCCAAGACGAUGGAACAACAGUGUCAACUAAUCCUAAUCAAAAUCUUCAAUCAAUGGAUACAAUUUUUGUUAAAGAAGUUCGACCUGAUGGUCCAGCAUAUGCAGCUGGUUUAAGACAAGGUGAUCAAAUCUUAACUGUUAAUGAUCAAUCAAUUAAUGGAAAAACUUAUUCACAAGUUAUUGCCUUGAUUCAGAAUGCUCCCACAGAUCUUAUUCUCAAUAUAAUACCAAAAGAAGAUGAUACUCGCACAGUUAAUUGUUCAGAAAAUCUUUAUCAAAAUCUAAAUACAAAUGAAACACGAUUAAAACCAAUUCAAUAUUCUCAUACAACAUCAUAUCGUCCAUCAACACCAAUCAUGUCUAAUAAUACAAUUGAACAAAAAUUAAGAAAUUUACAAAUUAAUUUAGCUCAAGGUCGAACACAAGAAGAACUUGCUCAAAUUGGAAUUUAUUUUCCUCCACCAACAGCACCGACAUCAUCAGCAACACCACAACAACAACAAAAUGCUUUUUCAAAUUAUAUUGAUUCUGUACAUCGAGCUUUAGAUUCAACAAAACAACAAGAACCAUCGCCUACACCUCCACCUCCACUUCCACCUCCACCACAACAACAACAGUCUCAACAAAGUAAAGGAGAUCCAACAGCUGCUUAUUACGAGUCUCCAUAUCAUAAUGAUUAUAUUCCACAUGAUUAUAAACGAGCACCAUCUUUUCAAAUAAAUUUUAAUCAACCGCCUGAACAAAGAAAUUAUUUAAAUCCAAAUACUGGAUUAAGCUUACCACCAAAUAUUCUUCGACCACCUGUUGUUCCUCCAAGACAAAGUAUUCCUGUAAUAAAUGCCCCACUCAAUACUUAUGUAAAUAAUCCAUCAAAUCGUUUUCCAAUCGCAAAUGUUCCAUCAGCAGAAGAAUGGUCACGAACAAAUCUUUAUUCACCACCAAUGAUUGAAUCUCAUGAAGAAUUAAAAUCUCCUUCAUCAGAUUCUCAAACAACUGAAACACCAUCUCAAGUAGCCUCAAAUGAAAAAUCACCAAUAAAUGAAAAUGAUAUGAAAACUGAAUUUGUUAAUUUUCGUCGAAAACAAUUUGAAACAGGUACUGUGGAAAAUAUUGUUCAUGAUUCUCAGCGUGAUUCCAAAACAAAAAAAUAUUCUGAAAAGAAAAAAUAUGAAACUGAAUGGAAUCGUUUAACAGCUGUUGCUGAUGUUGAAUCUGUUAUGGAACGUGCAUCACAUUUUGAAGAUAUUGAUCCAGAUAAAUUUGCACGAUUAAAAUCGAAACUUCCAACAUCACCACCUGCACAUGAUAAUUUAAAUUUACAAGAAAAUUUUACUUAUGAUACAAAUCAAAAUCAAUUUUAUGAUUCUCAACCACAAUUUAAAAUACUUAAACCAACAACAAGACAAUCUUCAAUGGAUUUAUCUUCUUCAUUACCUAUUCCAAGAGUCGGUGAAUUAAAUAGUAUUGAAUUUAAUUUUGAUCCACGUUAUAUGAUUCAACAAGUACGAACAAAUCCAUCUCAAUCUACACCAUCUUCUCAUUAUAAUCCAUUAGCAUCAACUGAUAGUUCAAGAUAUUUAUUAGAAAAUUAUUCAAAUAAUUCCGCAUCUCGUAAUGGCGUUAAUUUAAUUCGUCAACAAUCCUAUAUAAGUGCUGUUCGAUCAAAUAAUCAAAGUGAACAACCAGAUUUCGUAACACAAUUUGGAAGUCCUCCAACAUCCGAACAAGAUAUGAAACAACGUCAACCAUCGUAUUUAAUGAAUAAUGAUCAACGUUUACCUCCAAAUCGUGGUGGUUAUAUUCCAACAAAUUUUAAUACUCAAUCUCUAGCAAGACCUGCAAAUACUUACGAUAUGUUACAAGAACAAAAAUUAAGAAGUUCAUCUCAUCAUCAAACACAAGCAAUUAAAAAAUUAAAACAUUUUUUUGGUGAAAAUACACAUGAGAAUGAUCAUCGUCCAUCUUUAUCUCAAUCCCCAUUAUCUCCUCAAUCAUCAUCGGGUGGUCGAUCAAAAUCAGGUUCAUUUUUUGAUGGUUCAACACUUGAUGGAACAACAUCAAAUACACGUGAAUCAAUUCCAUUAACAACAUUAACUGAUAAUUUAGAAGCAUCAAAAGAAGGCAUACUUUAUUGUAAAACUGUUUUAAAAGAAGGUCGACGAGCAGCUGAUCGUUCAUGGCGUGGAGCAUGGGCUGUACUUCGACGUGGAGCUUUAUUUCUUGGAAAAGAAAAAAAACAUGGAUUAUUAAUUCCACUUUCAUGUGAUUCAUUUCCAAUAAAUCUUGAAAAUGCUGAUGUUGAAUUAGCAAGUGAUUAUAUUAAAAAACCACGUGUUUUUAAAUUAACAACAUCAAAUCAAAGUGAAUUUUUAUUUCAAGCACCAGAUAUACAAUCGUUAAAUGAAUGGUUAGAUGUUAUUAAUGAAAAUUGUUUACAAUCAGAAUCUGGACAAGAUAAUCAACAAAAUACAACCAAUAUUAAAGAAAAUAAUCAAAGAAUUAAUACAAGAUCAUUACCACCAAUACCACCUAAUCAUCAUCAUGAACACGAAAAUGUUGAACAACGUAAAUCAAGUUCAAAAUCGAAAAUAUCUCUUCGAAGUCCAUCAUUAAAACGUUCUCCAAGUCUUCGUUUUCGUAAAUCACAAAAAUCUGCUAUAACCCAACCAGCACAAUCUAUAUCAUCAAUAAGUGGAACGAAUUCACCUCCAAAUGAUGUUAAUGUAACAUCACCACGUCGUUCAUUUGUUAAAUCAAUUGUAAAGAAAGGUCUUCGAACAUUAAAGUCUUCAUCAUCAUUAUUAACAAGUCAAAUGAGUGGACAAAUAUAUGAUGAAAGUAGUGGAGAAUCUUUAACAUCAAGUACAGGUGUUGGAACACUUUCACAAGGUGUUAAUUUUGGUAUUGAAUUAGAAGAAUGUGAAACAUCAUCAAUAUCACGUUAUAUUCCAAUUGUUGUCGAAAUUUUAACACGUCUUGUUGAAUUACGUGGAAUAAAUUAUCAAGGAAUUUAUCGACAUGCAGGUGGUUUAACAGCAGUCAAUUGGCUUGUUAAUGAAUUAGAUAAAGGUGCUGAAAAAAUUGAUUUCAAUUCAGAAAAAUGGUAUGAUGUUAAAGCUGUUGCAUCAACAUUAAAAACAUUCUUUGCUAAAUUACCUGAUUCACUUUUAUCAUCAAAGAUGAGUAGUUUAUGUGUUGAAUCAAGUCGAAUUGAAAAUCAUUGUGAUCGUUUAGUUGAAUUAAAACGACUUCUUGUUCAAUUAGAUGAUUAUAGAUUUGAAACAUUAAAAUAUUUAUGUGCACAUUUUCGAAGAGUAUCAUCCAAAUGUGAAAUAAAUAAGAUUGAUGCAAGAAAUUUAGCUAUUAUAUUUGGACCAACAUUAAUAUGGGAUUCCAAAGCAUCAUUACAAUCCAAUCUUGUUGAUAAUCCAGAAAAAAUUCGAAUUGUUGAAUCAUUUAUUUUAUAUUAUGAAUGGUUUUUUGAUAAUAAUUCAUAUGAUUCAAUACCUGUUGAAAUCAAUCCUCAAAUGCCUCGAUUACCUCCCAUCAUAAGUCAUGGACCAAUUGAUCCUGAAACAUUAAUAACUAAUGAAACUAAACCAAGUGAAAUCAUUCAACAUAUUGUUCGUGCAGCAAAACGACGUUGGUCAUCUCCAAUCUUACUUGAAAAUCUUUCAUCAUUAAAUUCUUCAACAACAAAUGAUCAACAAACAUCCAAACCAAUAAAUAUAUCUGUUAAAAGAAUUCGUCGACGAGAAAAAUUUGAUCGCUGUUAUUCAUUUGAUUUAUUAUCAUCAACUAAUCGCGAAAACGAUGAAAUAAUUUCAUCAAAAUCAACAGAUUCAGCACUUUAUUCAAUGUCAGAUAAAAGUUGUCGAAUAUUUAAACAUUUGUUUAAUAAUUUUCUUUCAUCAUCAAAAUCAAAAAUUUUAAUACCUAAUAAUCUUUCAACUCCAUGUCUUUUAAAUAAUGAAAAUGAAAAAAAUUUUUUUGAAAAAACUUCAUUAUUAAAAAGUAAAUUAAUUCAACGUGAACAAAUACUUGAGAAUUAUCAACAACAAAUCCAUCAUGUUGAUCAACAACUUGUUUUAUUUAAAAAAUCUUUAAAAGAAGAUUCUUCUUUUUCUUGUUCAUCAUCUUUACAUUCAUUACCUCCUUGUUAUUCAUCUUUAUAUGCCUUAGAACUUUUGUGA
Messenger RNA from Adineta steineri, 4533 nucleotides. The record is from the annotation of a GenBank genome assembly. NCBI's taxonomy places the organism in Eukaryota, Metazoa, Rotifera, Eurotatoria, Adinetida, Adinetidae.